UUAUACUAAUUCUUGAAGUGGUCAAUCCAAAAGACCAAGUAUUUACCUAUGAGUAGGUCAUGUUUUAUGCCUUAGCUCCCUCUACAGACUGGUAUUAUAUAAAGUAUGAAGCCAACUAUCUGUUCUCAAGCCUAGACUCGAGCAUUUGAUUCUGAUCUUUUACAGAGUCCAAGCUUAGCUUAUUGCCUAUUGGGUUGUUUUCCUCUUGAGUAUCCUUCGAAAUGGCGGGCGUCCGAGCUAUCUUGGUGGUGCUAUUGGCAGCAGCAACUGCUAUUGGGGCCUUCGCCAAUGAUCCUGACAUGCUGCAAGAUGUUUGUGUUGCUGAUCGUACAUCAGGCAUACUUAUGAACGGGUUCUCUUGCAAAAAUAUGACCAUGAUAACUCCGGAGGACUUCUUCUUCGCUGGAAUUUCUCAACCAGGCCAAAUCACGAACAACAUUCUUGGGUCGAAAGUCACCGGUGCAAACGUUCAAGACAUCCCAGGCCUCAACACCUUGGGGGUCUCCAUGGCUCGUGUCGAUUUUGCACCUUAUGGUCUAAAUCCACCUCACAUUCAUCCUCGUGCCACCGAGAUAAUAUUCGUUCUUCAGGGUGAAUUAUAUGUGGCAUUCAUAACCACUAACAAUAAGCUUAUCUCCAAGGUUGUUAAGACUGGUGAAGUAUUUGUUUUCCCUAGAGGUUUGGCUCACUACCAGAAAAACUUGUCCAAAUAUCCAACUUCUGUUAUAGCUGCCUUUAACAGCCAACUUCCUGGCGCUCAACAGUUUGCAGCUGCUCUAUUUACUUCUAAUCCUUCUGUGCCUAAUCAUGUAUUAGCUCAGACAUUUAACAUUAAUGAACACAAAGUUGAGAUGAUUAGAGAUGGCCUUACUCCUAAGUAAGUACUUCCUUUGGGAAAUUUUAUAUAUUCCAGUUUCAUAUACUUACAUGUUAAUAUGUAAUGUUGAAGUAUUUGUAAUUUGUAAGCAUCAAACUUAUGUAUCUUUGAUAAAUGCCAAUAAUACUAUCACUUGCAAUUA
Molecule: messenger RNA, 1019 nt
Organism: Beta vulgaris subsp. vulgaris (sugar beet)
Lineage: Eukaryota; Viridiplantae; Streptophyta; Magnoliopsida; Caryophyllales; Amaranthaceae
Product: germin-like protein subfamily 2 member 4
Exons: 2
Coding region: 222-881 (219 amino acids)
Biological process (GO): plasmodesmata-mediated intercellular transport; regulation of root development
Cellular component (GO): plasmodesma; cell wall
Molecular function (GO): manganese ion binding
Source: RefSeq, a predicted model, not a curated record